GCCUCUCAGACAUUUCAGAGUGAGGUGAGCAUCAUAGACCACUGGUUUUCACACAUCUGGUCCGGCCAAACCUCGUUAUCUUCAGCGCUGUAUACAGAGAAGCUGGUCACUAUAUAGGUGAGCCACUACAGACGCGAGUAAACAUCCGACACUGCCAUGGAUUUCCAUAGCAACCUGUUAGUGUUUCCCACUGACACUGUCCCUCAGAGCGCUCCUAUAUCUGCUGACCAGGUGAGAAACAACGCAGGGGGAUACGGGUGGAAGGUGGACGACUUCACCCGCCUCAAGCGCUUCCUAUGUCUGGGUUCAGAAGGAGGCACCUACUACACUUCACAGAAGGCCCUGACACAACAGAAUGUUCAAUGUAUUGUGGAUCUUAUCAGUGAGGGAAAGGGGGUGGACGUGGUCAAGACCAUCAAACAGUUCAGUCUGGAGGGACGCACCGCCAAACAGACAUCCAUCCUACUGGCUCUUGCUGUCUGUUGCAGAAGCAGCGAUUUAACCACCAAACAAGAAGCCUACAAAGCUGUGCGUGAUAUCUGCCGAAUUCCGACCUUCCUGUUCGAGUUUAUUGAACGGUGUGAGAAGCAGGGGAAGACCACGGGGUGGGGACGGGCACACAGGAACGCCAUAUCAGCUUGGUACAACAGGUUCCAUGAUGACCCUGUCAAGCUCGCCAUGCAUGUCACUAAAUAUCGACAGAGGAACAGCUGGUCACACCGGGACGUCUUGCGACUGUCCCACACCAAACCCGUCAACGAUGCUGUCGGUGUGGUUCUGAGGUACGCCGUCAAAGGACUGUCUGAUGCUAAAGAAAUGUAUGACAAACUGGAACCAGAAUCCGUGAAGCAGGUCCUGAAGUUCCUUAGUGUUGUGGACGAGGCCAAAUCCUGUACCGAGGAAAACAAGAUGGUGGAGCUGAUUCGACAACAUGGACUAGUACGGGAGCACAUCCCCACAUCACUGCUGUCGUCGGUUUCUGUUUGGAAAGAACUGCUUCAGAAAAUGCCGAUGACAGCGAUGAUAAGGAACCUUGGUAAGAUGACUUCCAUCGGUGCGCUAACAGACGGUAGCUCUGAGGAAGAUCUGGUGGUUCAGAAAGUGACAGACCGAGACUCCCUGAAACAAGCCAGGAUCCACCCGUUCAAUGUGUUGGUGGCUCUGAAGACCUACUCAGCAGGAUGUGGAGAGAAGGGCAAACUGACGUGGACACCAACUAAACGUAUCGUGAAAGCUCUGGAUGAUGCAUUCUAUCUGUCCUUCAAAUUUGUGUUACCAACGAACAAGCGUUAUCUUCUAGCAGUGGACGUGAGUGGUUCCAUGGGUUGUUCUGUGAUGGGUACAUCGUCAGUCUCGUGCAGGGAUGCUGCAGCAGCCAUGAUGAUGGUCACGAAGCGGACUGAAAACCCAGAUAAUUCCACCGUUGUUGCCUUCUGUGAUAAGUUAACCCCCCUUAACAUCGGACCUAAGGACAGUUUGGACACAGUCGAAAGAAGGACGAAUUCUUUAAAUUUCGGAGGGACUGACUGCGCGCUGCCGAUGGUGUGGGCUAAGGAAAAAAAGAAGUUGUUUGAUGUGUUUGUUGUGUACACGGAUAGUGAGACUUGGUUUGGAAAAAUUCACCCAUCUGAAGCUCUUCGCCAGUACAGGAAGUGGAGUGGAUUGUGGGAUGCUCGUCUGAUCGUCUGCGGAAUGGCCAGCAAUGAGUUCACAAUUGCAGACCCGGAUGAUCCCGGGAUGAUGGACGUUGUGGGUUUCGAUUCAGCAGCCCCAGAAGCCAUGCGCUCCUUUGUCAUGGGCGAAAUAUGACUCCUCCGUAACAGCAUUCGUUAGUUGUUUGUCAAUUCAUUAUGAAUACAGUUUUACAGUUUAUCAAAACAUUGCAGGCUGGGCUGAAUAUGACUUCUCAGGGAGAAUCUGUGUACGUUGUCGACUCAUUACAGAGUGAACCUUCAUAUGUUUAGCAGUGGUACUUGUAGAACAUGCCAGAACA
Messenger RNA from Haliotis rubra (blacklip abalone), 1993 nucleotides. Its product is annotated as 60 kDa SS-A/Ro ribonucleoprotein-like. Gene Ontology annotation, cellular component: ribonucleoprotein complex. The transcript has 2 exons. The record is from RefSeq and is a predicted model, not a curated record. Gene Ontology annotation, molecular function: RNA binding. NCBI's taxonomy places the organism in Eukaryota, Metazoa, Mollusca, Gastropoda, Lepetellida, Haliotidae. Bases 157 to 1809 code for a protein of 550 amino acids.